Coniophora puteana RWD-64-598 SS2 is the source of this 3868-nucleotide messenger RNA. RefSeq names its product P-loop containing nucleoside triphosphate hydrolase protein. NCBI's taxonomy places the organism in Eukaryota, Fungi, Basidiomycota, Agaricomycetes, Boletales, Coniophoraceae. The transcript has 11 exons. The record is from RefSeq and is a predicted model, not a curated record. Bases 1 to 3864 code for a protein of 1287 amino acids. Gene Ontology annotation, molecular function: ATP binding; four-way junction DNA binding; 3'-5' DNA helicase activity. Gene Ontology annotation, biological process: interstrand cross-link repair; replication fork reversal; double-strand break repair via synthesis-dependent strand annealing.
AUGAGCUCAAGCGAUUAUUAUGACGAUGAUCCUUUUGACUCUGUUGUCCUCAACGGCUUGGACGAGAUCGAGGCCGCCUAUUCCACCUCUCAACCUCCUAAUCCGCCGGCUCAACAACCAAAGCCAGCUCCUCCCAAGCAUACCGAAUCAGAUGACAUGUUUGACGACUUUUCCUUUGAUAUACCAGACGAUGAGCUUCGGAAACUUGAUGCCAUGAGUAAUGCUGCGGACCAGAGGAAACCCCAGUCUGUCGCAGGUCCCUCACGUCCUUCAAAUACGGUCCAAAGGACUCUACAUGGUGAUGUGCUCCAGCCGACAACACAUUCAAAGAAGGCCAGCACCUCUAAGCCAAAGAGCGCGCAUACACUCAAACCUUCCUCUCGAAACAACUCAUUUGGCCAGCAAGCCCCUCAGACAAAGCAAUGGGAUCACACCGAAUUUGCGAAGUCCGGGUGGAAGAAGCCCAAGUCUGCCAAGGGCAAGGGAAAGGCUUUGAAAGAUGUGGAUGAAGACGCUGACGAGGCAGAAGAGAACGUUGAGUUUGAGCAAUUUCCUGCUCCUUUCGUUCCAGUAGGGUGCCCUCCGCCCAUGAAAUUGCAUGUAGACAUGCUUGAGGCCAAACAUUGGAUAUAUCCGCUAAAUAAGCCCAGGAGAGACUAUCAAUAUAAUAUCGUACGGCAUUGUUUAUUUGAUAAUACGUUAGUAGCUCUACCAACGGGCCUGGGCAAGACGUUCAUAGCUGGAGUCGUCAUGCUUAACUAUUAUCGCUGGUUUCCGGAGGGAAAGGUCGUAUUCGUGGCACCAACGAAGCCCCUAGUGGCUCAACAGAUUGACGCAUGCCACAAAACAUGUGGUAUACCGGGGAGUGACGCUGUAGAACUUACAGGCAACAACCCUAGGCCAUACAGGUCGCAAAUGUGGGAAACGAAGCGCGUCUUCUACAUGACACCACAAACGCUACUCAACGAUUUGAUAAGUGACAAUUGUGAUCCCGGAAGUAUCGUUCUCCUAGUCGUAGACGAGGCACACAAGGGCACAGGAGAUUACGCUUAUGCCCAGGUAGUGCGAUAUCUCAUGGCGAAGAACCCGCAUUUUCGGGUCCUUGCUCUAACUGCCACUCCGGGCAGCAACCCAGAAGCAGUUCAGGCGAUCGUGGAUUCACUUCACAUCAGCCGAAUCGAAAUACGGAACGAAGCCAGUCUCGACCUCAUAGAAUAUAUGCACAAAAAGGAGAUAAAACAGCACAUUGUGCAUAUGUCAGAGGACAUCGAGAGAGCCAAGUCAUUGCUGAAGAGGGUGAUGGAGAACGUCGGCAAACCCCUUAUAAACGCUAGCAUCCUUCCGCCUCUGGACAUGGUCAAGCUGCACCCGUAUCGAUGCACAGCCCUCGUCCAGCAAAUAGGAGCCCAGCGCAACUCUCAAAAAUGGGCCAUGGGAGCGCUUUCCAGACUAUCGAAUUUAGCUCGAUGUAUGGGCUACCUUCUCGAAAGCAGCGCCAGCAUGUGCUAUCACUCGCUUCAGGAGUUUGCUAGUGGGAAUUCAGCGAGUAAGAAGAUAGCAGAAGGCGACGACUUCAAGGCACUCGCGCGUGAACUACAGACACAGCUCGACCACGGAUCUUCCCUUCAUCCUAAAAUGGAGCUGUUAAAAGACCUCCUCGUGCAGCACUUUGGUACAAGAAUGGGUGAGGAUGAGGAUGGCGGUGAAGACACACGUGCGAUGGUCUUCAUUACAUUCCGAGACUGCGUCGACGAGGUGGUGAAUGUGCUCAACCAAGAAAAUCCCCUCAUCCGGGCGACGAGGUUUAUCGGACAAGGCACCGACAAGUCAGGUAGGAAAGGUUUUGCUCAAAAAGAGCAGCUACAAACAAUCCAGAAGUUUAAGGACGGAACCUUCAAUGUUCUAGUGUCAACAUCCAUCGGCGAAGAAGGAUUGGAUAUCGGCGAAGUUGAUAUGAUCGUGUGUUACGAUGCUCAGAAGACUCCCAUUCGCAUGCUUCAACGAGUUGGGCGCACAGGUCGCAAACGGGCGGGUUACGUCCAUGUCUUGCUCGCCGAGACUCGAGAGGAGGCAAACUGGGACAAAGCACAAGAGACAUACGAAGAUCUACAGAAAGCGAUCGUUCGGGGUGACCAAGUAGAACUUUACGGGGACGUCCCUCGCCUACUUCCUGACCAUGCUAAGCCCCAGCCCCUGGAGAAGGUGAUGGAAAUUGAAGCUUAUUCGCGGGACGUACCUCUGCUUCGCAAAAAGUCCUCGGCCGUUGGUGGUGACGAUCCAUCGGGAAAGGGAAAGAAGAGAAAGCGUAAUGAUGAUAUAGCGCGUAAUAUCCCUGCUGGUGCUGCCACUGGGUUCGUCAGUGUAGCAGAGUUACUCGUCAAGAAGCCUAAGAAAAAGAAGAAACGAGUGUUCAACGAAGAUGCAGGGGAGGAUGAUUCCACAGAUAUGGAACUCGAGUCUGGCAUAUUAGACAUACGAAGAACAGUUUCCACUCCUGCGGAGACCUCUUCCAGCAAGAAGACAAAGUCUGCUAAACUACGUAAAUCGGCGACUACUGUUACCUCAAAGCCCGAGAAGGCAUCAACGGCACGGAAGAAAGCAGCAAAGAAGAAACAACUUCCCCAGGUUAUCGACGACGAAGACGACUUAAACCUAGGACAGGAUACACUUUUAGCAAAGCGGAGACCAGAUACGUCCGCUUCCUCUACAACACGGGCAAAUGCAAGGACCCAGCGAUCCCUAUCGCUUUCUUCAACUGAACGUAGUCCACAGCAGCAGUCAGUUCUGCCGCCAUAUGACGAGGAGCUAUCUGGUAUAUCACAGCGUCGUCUAUCGCCCCUUACUGCCCAGAAGCAUGAUGUUAUUGAAUUAACUUCGUCGCCCGUCCCUUCAAGAUCUGCAUCCCCGUCGUGGAAAAACAUAGAUCAAUCGAAGGCCUCUACCUCAAGUAACACUUCAGACAAGAAUUCAGUUCAACGCCCGCUUGCUCAAGACUCGGAUCUGGUGUCUCCGCCAAAAAGCAUGGCCUGGCUCAUUGAAAGCGACGAAGACCCCGAUAUUCAUAUCGUUGAUUCCUCCCCAAUGGCUCCAAAGCACUCGUCCCAGAAAGCAUCAGUGCCACCAUAUCAAACUCCGUCAAAGCGUAAUAUUAUAGAGCGUCCAACAUCUACCAGAGCCAGAAUGUUUGAUGAUAGUGUUAUCAUAGUCGAGCCCGGAUCGUCAUCACCCCUCGUUGGACUCUCGGCCUUGGACAACACAUCUUCCCCUGAACAUGCCUUCCCCGAAGCUACCUUCGCCGUCCGUCCCUUGGGGCAGCCCCGCCUCAAGAGGCGUCCUGCAAUGGUGGACUCGUCGCCGAGCAUGCCUCCCCCACCUCAAAAACGACUUCAGCGUAGAAACUCCGAGGACCCUGAUUCGCCUGCGCCUGUGCAAGCGCCUCCUCCACCGCGGAUGAAGCGUCAACGCAUACGGAUGAAGUACAACGCGUGGCUUAAUGGUGAAGCAGCUCACUCGGGCGACGAGGUGUCCGAGGGCGCAUCAUGUUCGGACGACGACCAAGAGAGCGAGUCCGACCGGCGUUUCCUACAGGAACCUCCCGAGACGCAGGUCUCGCCGUCCUAUGACCAGACAGUGGCAUAUCGUCAGGGUCUGAUGACGCAGGCUCCUCUCGGAGGUCCGUUAUUCGCCAACCGACCCGUGCGAGGAGGCCCGUACCUCCACAAUGAGACCAUGCGACGAAGGCCCCUCGUUUCAAGUUCCCCUGUCCGAACAGACGGGGAGCCAGAUGAAUAUGAGUAUGGGAGCUUCAUUGUUCAAGACGAUGCCGAGAUAAUAUAUGAGGGACCUUCAAGUGAUGCGGGAUGAUAGG